Messenger RNA from Pieris macdunnoughi, 324 nucleotides. Lineage: Eukaryota; Metazoa; Arthropoda; Insecta; Lepidoptera; Pieridae. The record is from the annotation of a GenBank genome assembly.
AUGAUCGCCAAAUUCUUUGUUGUCCUCGCCAUUACCGCCGUCGCCUCCGCUGGAGUGUUACCAUUAGCUGCUGCGCCAGCUGCCCUGGUAGCACCCGCUGCAGCGUACGCCGUUGCCCCAUACGCCAGCUCCUACUCCGCACAUUCUGUUAACCAUGCUGUUGCCGCACCUGUAAUAGCAAAUGCACCAGUUGUCGCACCAUACGUUGCCGCUCCAGCACAUGCAUCACAUGGCUGCUGCAUCACCCUACGUCGCUGCUGCAUCACCCUACGUUGCUGCCCCAUCUCCAUUAGUUGCUCCAGCCUCCCCAUACCUGUCAGCUAG